Chironomus riparius is the source of this 2560-nucleotide messenger RNA. Lineage: Eukaryota; Metazoa; Arthropoda; Insecta; Diptera; Chironomidae. The record is from the annotation of a GenBank genome assembly.
GAGAAGAUGUGGACAGCGGCAACACUGGAGAAGCUUAACACUAAAACAGAAUUGAAGAAAACAAAACAUACACAUUUCCCCAACUCUCCCCACUAUACGUUGAAUGUACUUGUCUAUAUAAAACGCGGUGCUUGAAUGGCACAAGGUUUCAUUUCUGAGUUUUCUGUCGCUGUGCUGCAGUGAAUGCAUAUAUAAAAGAAAGGAAAGAAAGAAGAAAUUGAUAACACAUUGAAGUGAAAAGUGAUAAACAGAUAAAGAUAUACAGCCAGAGGAAAAGGCAGUGAAAAUAAUAGAAAAUUAUAAAAAGUUGUCCCGUUUUGGAUUAAAUUAAUCUACAUUCAUAAAGAGAGCUGCAAUAACUGAGAGGCAAAAUGGAGACCAAGGAAAAAAUGGAUACUGAUUCUAUUGUAGCAAAGCCUGAAUAUGCUGCAUCGGAAUAUUCAACAGAAGCACCUCCGGCAUACAAACUUCAAUCAACGAGCUCAGUCAGAAUCGCCAAAAUUAUUUCAUUUACAAUUAUUUUAUCAUCCAUAAUUUUGGGCUCAUUUUUGCUUGCCUCUACAUAUUUGCAAGCUAAAGCAACCUGUGAUCAAGUAUCUGUAUUAGAUGCCGUUUUGGAUAAGGAAUUAAUGCUCGAAGCAAUGCAGCAGGAUCUUCCUCGACCUGAAGCACUUCAAACUCGUGAAGCUACUAAUAAUGUUGUACAAGACUUGAGUAAAGAUGAAAUGAACAAGCCAAAUAAGAAAGAUGACACUAAUCCUGAUGAUGUCGAGGCAAUCAACACAGAAAAUGAAAUUGAUUCUAAUGACGAUGAUAGCUUGAAAAAAAUUCGUGUUAAACUUCCAUUAGACUUUGAUCUUACUGAAUUGGCACACAACCUUUUAAUCAACAAUCAAAAGUCACGCAUGAAUUGUGUUGUUGAGCGUCGUCGUACUGAAGAAAUGAAUGAAAAGGCAAUGAACCCUUUCAGUGCAUUCUUAGGUGAAGAAGAACCAAAAGAAAAAGUUACAGGAGAACGUGUUUCAAUCUUCUGCGAAACUGGUGCACCAAAGGAACAAGAACCAGUUGUUCAUGUUCGUAGAAUAAUCAUGCCUUUCCCACUCGGAGGUCCAGGUCCAAUGCAUAGAUUUGGUCCACAAAUGCCACCACAAAAUCAACCCCCAUUCCCAAUGCCACAAUUCCAGCCUCAAAAUCAACUUAACUUCCCACCACAAAAUCAACUUAAUUUCCCACAUCAGAACCAAAUUAAUUUUCCACCACAGAACCAGAUCAAUUUCCCACCUCAAAUGAGAAUUCCUUUCCAACAACCACAAAUGCCAUUCCAUCCACCACAAAAUAUGCCAAUGCCUCAUCAUCAACAACAAGAGGAAUUCCCACCAAUUCCAGCCCAAAUGAUGAGCCCACCACGUCCAGAAAUCCCUCAAUUCCGUCUCAUUAAUCCAGCUCAACAACCUCAACAAAAUCAACUUCCAAAUUUUGAAAGACCAAAUUUCGACAGACCCAACUUCGAUAGACCUAAUUUUGAGCGUCCACAACCACAAGAAAAUGAGAUGAUUCCACAACCAGAAGUCCGUAUUCAAUUACGUCGUAUUCAAGUUCCAGGAUCAAUCAGUGACAUUUUCCCAUUCUUAAACAAUCUUAACAACAUGAACAACAUGAACAACAUGAACAAUGAGAAAGAUAUGGAAGCACGUCCAAAUGUUCAAGUUCAACAAGUUCCUUUAGCCGUAGCGCUUUCAAAAGUCGGAAUCACACCUGAUGACUUGAGAAAUAUCCAACGCAUGGCUGAAGAAAAGUUUCAGCAACAUAUUCGUGAAUUAGUAGCAGCUGAUGACGAAGAUUCCUCAGGCGAUACAGACUCAAAUCAAUCAGACGAAGGGGAAGAAGUUAUUAAGCCAGAAAUUACACAAGAGGAAAAAUCAUCAGAAGAAAAAAAACAGGAACCAGCACAAGUAGAAAAAAAUGAAGAUGCCCCACAAAUUUUGGCAUUAGGACGUUCAAAUUUCGGACGCAGUUUGAAUCCAAUUCAACUUCCAAUCAGGCCAGAAAUUCAAGAGGCUGAACGUGCUGAUUUCGUUCAACCAAGAUAAACUCGUGAUUGAAUCUUGAGAGUUUUAAUAACAUCAUAAAGUCCUAGUAAAAAGCUAAAAGUUAUGAUCGACAUUAAAACAUCUCAUGCUUUCUCCUACCUACUCUCUUCUCUUCAUCUUGCUUUCAAGAAAGCACAGAACUACAAUACAAAAAAAACUAUUUAUGUAUGCAAAGGUAUGCAAAAUGAGAAGUGAAAGAAUUGUAAAAUUGUGAUGUUAUAAAUAUUUAAUAAUUGACAUUUUCACAUUGAAAUAAAUCACCUCCAAAAUAAAUGGAAGGCGAAUAAAGUAUUAAGAUAAUUGUUGACUUACUGACAAAAAGUUUAUAUCAAUAUUAAAAACACACAACAUGGAUAUGUUAAAGUCUUUAAUAUUUCGAAUAGAUUUAUAGAUUGUAAAAAAAUGUUAUAAGCUGUAAAGAUGUUGAAAUGGAUGCAAAUAAAGUAAAUUUUAAUUUUUUUUAAAUAGAG